UGCCCGGGGAGACGGGCCUGGUCCUCGCCGCCGCCUCGGCCACGGGAUGGAGCGGGAGCGCUGGGCCGUGUCCAGCAGCGAGGGGAGUGAUAUCGAGAGACCGGACACACCGCCAGGGCCUGCUAGGGUGACAAAGUUUCAGUGUCCGUCGGAAUUUACCGCGUGUCCACAGGCAACAUCAUGUGAGCUCAAGCCAGAGAAAGUGAACGACCCCUCCACAGAACUCUGGCUCAUCAAAGCACCCACGGACUUCGAUCCACAUAGUUUCUCCGGAAGGAAGAUCCCGUUGGUUGGUUUUCAGACUCUUCGGUCGAAGACGUGCAAAGACAAACUUUAUAACGUGUUUGGCACGCCCAGAGGAGCAGGAGGAGUCUGCCUGGUCCUCCCAUCAGGCACACAGGGCUGCCCGCCAUUCGCAGGUUCCGUCACUAUUGGCGAGAGUUGGGAGGACCCUGGCAGCAGUGAGCCACGCUCCAUCCCCACCAGUCCAGCCCCCAGCAUCCCGCCAGGCCUGAAGCUGAGGUUCCAGCCUUUUGGUGCUGCCUCACCCUGCCGGCUAAGAGCCACCCCACCGGAGCGCGACUGUACUGGGGAGCCUAAGGCCAAGAGGAGGAAGCGGCUGAAAGGAAAGGUAGCAGUCGGUGGGGACGAGCCUGACCAUACAGCAGCGGCCGGCACUCCGAGAAAGAAAAAGAGCAAACGAGACCAGGAGGAAGCUGGCUUCGAACACUCCAAUACUGAGAUGCCAGAACCCAAGAACCGAAAGCAGGAGAAGAAGAGGAGGAAAGAGAGAGAGAUGCCACAGACUGCGCCCCCCAAGGUGAGUAAGAGUCACAAGAAGAAAAAGAAGCAUAAACCUUAAUUGUUCACUGGAACUCCUGAGGACAUUACCCAUUCAGAAAGAUUGUCAAGCCAUUUACAGUAAAACUGUAUGGUAAACGGGCUAUGCUGAACUGCGAUGUAUUUAAGAAACUGUCCUUUUCUGUCCGAGUGCACAUUUGAGAAUUCCAAGGUGUUGGAAGAUUUCAAGUGAAAUCAGGUUUCUGUCGUGACGCAGAAGUGUGCUGUCCUGUACCCAGCUCUCUCCAGAACAUCCACUCGCUCCUCCUUUUGAGACUGCAACACCUGUCCCCCAUGCGAUCCUUUUGUAUACUGAAGAAUGUGUAUUUUUUUAAAAAGAAUAAAUCUGUCAUUUGGAGUACAGGUUCAGAACUGUGGCAGUCAAGGCUGAA
This is a messenger RNA of Hemiscyllium ocellatum (epaulette shark), 1232 nucleotides long. RefSeq names its product RNA polymerase I subunit G (gene polr1g). Bases 47 to 862 code for a protein of 271 amino acids. Gene Ontology annotation, biological process: transcription by RNA polymerase I. NCBI's taxonomy places the organism in Eukaryota, Metazoa, Chordata, Chondrichthyes, Orectolobiformes, Hemiscylliidae. The transcript has 3 exons. The record is from RefSeq and is a predicted model, not a curated record.